Colletotrichum abscissum is the source of this 1335-nucleotide messenger RNA. RefSeq lists its product as uncharacterized. The transcript has 3 exons. Lineage: Eukaryota; Fungi; Ascomycota; Sordariomycetes; Glomerellales; Glomerellaceae. The record is from RefSeq and is a predicted model, not a curated record. The coding region runs from base 1 to 1335 and encodes 444 amino acids.
AUGGGGGCCACGAACGGUUCUUCCGGCGUAUUCGCCAUCACAAAGACACGACUUUUGCUAGUUGCGUCGCUGGCCAUUACAUGGUGGUUUGCUCAUCUCUUGCCGAGCUACAAGCCUAUGAUCAAGGCCGAGUUCAAGUCGAGAUUGGAUGAGGCUCGUCAGAAGAUGCCCAAGAUCAAGGUUGACUGGAAACCCGACCUGAGCAAAGACCCGAGAUCCAACUACAAUGCAUCCAAGUUAGCAUUGAUCAUCGAGCCGCGCCCUAUUCCGCAUCUCGUACCCCAGCUAUUGCACAUGACCUCGGUGGUGCCUCCCGAUUGGAGAUUCCUAUUCAUCGGCUCCAACAAGAGCGUUGUCAGCGUCGCCCGAAGCUACGGCAUCAAGCACCAGCAGGUUAUUGGGAAGCUCGACUUGAUGGUCCUCCCUGAGCCGUGGGAGAUUGACACCAAAGAACACGUCUUUCGCCUGUUGACCGACAUUCGCUUUUACGAAGAAUUCCUCCCCGGUGUGGAAUGGAUCCUCAAGUUCGAAUCCGACAGUAUCCUCUGCUCCAACUCACCGACCAGUCUCAACGAGUGGCUCGACUGGAGUUGGGCUGGCGCACCCAAGACCCCUGAUGAUCGCUUCUCCGGCAAUGGCGGACUCUCUCUUCGACGAGUCUCGUCCAUCAAAAGAGUGUUGCAAUUUCAGGAGAGAUACAAUGACACGGAAGCCGAGGACGAAUGGUACGGGAAGCGACUCUGGGUCAUGCAGGGCGAAAAGGUAGCCCACGGCAGAAAGGGUGUUCUGGCUGUGGAAGACGUCUACAUGGAGAAGCCCAUGGGAUAUCACGUCAAGGAUGGGGGUCAGGGAAUUUCCGACAAGGUGUGGAAGAAUCCCACGCAACGGAAAAAGAUUUUCGACUACUGCCCUGAGCUCAGCUUGAUCAUGGAUAUGAAGUUGGAGCGCGAGCGCUGCGAGGGCGACAACAAAGAAGGCAGCAUCGGCCCAACGGACGAAGAGAAAGAAAAAGCCGCUGAAGAGGCCAAGAAGCAAGCCGAAGAAGCUGCCAAGAAGCAGGAAGAAGAGGAAGAGCGCCGGAAAAAGGAAGGCGAAGAAGAGAAGCAAAGACAAGCCGAAGAAGAGCGCAAGAAAGCUGAGCAGGGCGCAGGAGUCACCAAGGCAGAUAUCGAUGAGCUCCUCAGCGAAGACGACAUGCUCAAACUCGACUACGGUGCUGGCGGCAGUGGCGCCUCAGGGUCCAGCUCAGCAAAUGCCGAUGAUGCCGACGCAAAGGCCAAGGCGAUGGCUGCUGCAGCGCAAGCAAAGGCCGCCGAGAAGGCUCAGAACGCCUAA